AUGGUGAUCAAAGGAGCCGUGUUCGAUUUUGGUGGAGUCAUUAUGAGCUACGGAGCUAUAAAGGAUCUUUUUAUCGACUUAGCUCACCAACUUGGAGUCGAGCCGAAGGUUUUUUUCGAGAAGCGAAAAGAGGUAUGGGAUUUGUUCGCGGAGGAUAAGCGCUUGAUGUGCGGUCAAAUCAGCGCUGAAGAGUUUGAGGAGGGAGAUUUCCUCAAAGCGAUUAAUACUGUGUUCGGCAAAAAUCAUACGGAGCCGUUGCGUUGGUUGGGGAAACUCACCGCUCCUGGUUUCAUUCAAUACAACGAAAUCAUGCUGACUUUCAUCAAAACUCUUCGCGAAAAUGGCGUCAAAACCGGGCUACUCACGAACAAUUUCUUCAUUGAUAAGGAACGCAAACUCGAGUCAACACCGGUGGAUCGAGCGCUUUUCGAUGCAGUUGUCGAGAGUCGUCUGGAAGGAAUCGAAAAGCCCGAUCAGAAAAUAUAUGAACUUUGCCAUUCUCGAGUCGUUGCUGCGGCGCCUGAAAUCGAGAGAUCCGAGGUGAUAUUCUUCGAUGAUAUGGAAACGAAUUGUGAAGCAGCCAACGAAUUUGGAUGGAGAGCUAUUCAUGUGGGAAAAGACCCAAAAGAGGCAAUUCUGCAAGCGAUUGAGUUGAUCCGACACGAGAACGAUUUGCAUUUAGAGAUCGAGACU
Messenger RNA from Mesorhabditis belari, 693 nucleotides. The record is from the annotation of a GenBank genome assembly. NCBI's taxonomy places the organism in Eukaryota, Metazoa, Nematoda, Chromadorea, Rhabditida, Rhabditidae.